This is a messenger RNA of Verruconis gallopava, 1968 nucleotides long. RefSeq lists its product as uncharacterized. The record is from RefSeq and is a predicted model, not a curated record. Gene Ontology annotation, molecular function: oxidoreductase activity, acting on paired donors, with incorporation or reduction of molecular oxygen; monooxygenase activity; heme binding. Bases 1 to 1968 code for a protein of 655 amino acids. The transcript is spliced from 3 exons. NCBI's taxonomy places the organism in Eukaryota, Fungi, Ascomycota, Dothideomycetes, Venturiales, Sympoventuriaceae.
AUGCCUUCAAAUACGUUAUCCCUUGGCUUCGACAAUCUCAAGGCGGGUUCCUCAAAAGUGCAUAAUCAGCGUGUAUGGAGCGGAGGCUUUUACUUUGUGCUGGGAGCUGUGUCUCAGCUUCUACUCCAUGAGCUUUACGGAAUGUUCAAAAAUGGCAAAAGCACCCUGACAUCACCCACGCUCACUUUUCAGACCGUAUUCGACACGCUGGACUUGCUGAAUGGAAACCACACGUUGGACUUGCCAUCGAUAUAUUAUGCCGAGACAUCGAGCCGGCAAAUUCAGCAAGCCAAGGAGCAUUGGGUGAGCGUUCAGCAUCAGAUCUUGACCUUGCCGAAUUUCUUGCGGCCUCUCUUUCAAGACCAUGCCGCGAUAUAUCUCCUAUGCGGCAGCUUCGCUGUAUAUGUUAUCGCGAGGAUCGCGCUCGAGCUUCGCAGGCGAAUGCUGUUUGCUCGCCACGCGGCAGCAAACGGCUGUCUGCCUCCUCGGACCAUGCCACACUCCUCGAAACUCAGCCGAUACCUGGAGGUUUCCAAAGUCGACGCCAACUUGCUGGACGAGUACUUGUUCAAGAAGUACCAGGCGAACGGCUUGACGCACGUCUUGGCAACGUACUUCACUAAAAGGGUCAAAGCCAUUUCGACGAUCGAGCCGGAGAAUUUCAAGGCUGUACUUGCCACCUCGUUUGACGAUUGGCAACGGCCGCCCUUCCGUGCCGGCGCGGCCCAUCCCUUUCUGAAAGUCGGCAUCUUGACACUGGACGGCCCGCACUGGGCGUACUCUCGCAAGAUCAUGAAAUCCCAGUUCACACGGAAGCAGAUUGACGCCAAUCUCGCAGCCAGCGAGCGUCACCUGCAGGACAUGUUUGAGGCGAUGGGGCGGACAGACUACAACGGCUGGACGGACACCAUCGACCUCAUGGAGUUCUUCUUCCGCUUUGCGAUGGACUCGUCGACGGAGUUCCUCUUUGGGCUGUCAGCCAACACGCAGCUGUGCGCCAUGGUCAGGAAAGGCACCAAGGACGCGACCGCGGCCACCGUGUCGAUGGACGGCUUCGAGGAGGCCUUUGUGCGGGUGCAGAAGCACGUCGGCGUCCGGAUGAAGAUGGGCAAGUCGUACUGGAUGGUCGACGGGUGGGGGUACCGCAAGGCGUGCCGAGACCUUGGGAACAUCAUGGACGGAUUCACGCUGGCAUGUAUGAAGCAUGCGCAGCAGAAGCUCUCGCAGCCCGGGUACGAGGCCAGCAAUGUGAUCGAGGCGCUGGUCGCCAACGGUCACGACCACGACUACAUUGCGAACCAGUGCCGGCACCUGAUCAUCGCCGGGUUCGAGACGACGUCGGCGCUGCUGGGUUUCAGCUUCGCUCUCGCCGAGCGCCACCCGCGCGUCUUCGCCAAGCUGCGCGACGAGGUCAUCGCCAGCUUCGGCACGGAGGGCCUGCCCCGACUGCCGCUGACCUUCGAAAACCUCAAGAAUUGCAAGUACCUGCAGCACUUCCUCAACGAGACGCUGCGCAUGUACCCGGCAGGGCCGAGCAUCCAGCGCGUCGCCGCGCGCGACACCGUGCUGCCCCGCGGUGGCGGCACCGACGGCACCGGCCCCAUCGCCGUGCCCAGGGGCGCCACCGUCCAGCUCGGCAUCUACCUCUGCCACCGCCGUACCGACAUCUGGGGUGACGACGCGGCCGAAUUCAGGCCGGAGCGGUGGGAAGGGAGGAAGAAAGGGUACGAGUACAUCCCUUUCAUCGCAGGCCCUCAGAUCUGCCUUGGUCAACAAUACUCGGUAACGCAGGUCGGUUACGUGCUCGCUCGCUUCUUGAUGCGGUACGAUGCCAUGGAGAAGCCCAUCGGACAGGACAACCUUCGCAAGGGGUGGCAGACCGUGUUGACGCCCGGCAACGGCGUCAGGAUGCGUCUGCACCUGGGUCCGGAUCACCGCGCACUGAACUUGCUGUCCUCCGCUCUGUAG